This is a messenger RNA of Mya arenaria, 6761 nucleotides long. Its product is annotated as eukaryotic elongation factor 2 kinase-like. The coding region runs from base 418 to 2514 and encodes 698 amino acids. The record is from RefSeq and is a predicted model, not a curated record. Gene Ontology annotation, molecular function: ATP binding; elongation factor-2 kinase activity; calmodulin binding. NCBI's taxonomy places the organism in Eukaryota, Metazoa, Mollusca, Bivalvia, Myida, Myidae. Gene Ontology annotation, biological process: protein phosphorylation. The transcript has 13 exons.
UGCGUACUGAGCACCGGCAUACACACCAAAUCAAAACAUUCGAGAGACUGAGCUGUAAACAAGGCGACAUUGAGCGAAACGUGUGCGAAAAUUUGAAGAUUUGUCCAGAGACUUGGUGAAUUUUGUUCUUGUAAUGAGAACAGAAGCAUUUACGCAAUCUGGAAACUGCAAUAAUAAGCUAGCGAUUAUUAUAGAAUGGAGAGGAAAUCGAAUUUCGGGGACUUUUCCUCAAGGGUUCUUUUUUAAGGCCGUUUCAAAUUCCUACCUCAACUUGACGAGUUAUCAUUGUCGGAUUUCGGAAGUAACGUCCGAGUCUGCAAUCAUCUAGUAUUUCCCUAUCCAUUGUUUGGAGAGAAGUUGUUGUCAUAUCAUAAUUAUUGAUGAGCGUGAAAAGUUGUUAGUAACAAACGAGCAAAGAUGUCAUCGUUAGAGAGCGAAGAUUGUGACUUUGAUGGGAACAUCGCUUUGUUUCCUAUGACAGACUGUGGAAGCUUUGAAGAAUCAGAGUUAGACACGCAUAGUAGUAUCAGUGAGAACGAAUCUAACAGAGACGCCUCAGACGAAAAUGAAAGUGACGAAGAAGACAAAGGUCGUGAUGACAGGUCUAAAGCUUUCCUUACUCUUCGGCAGAGAAGAUUGUCCAGAGCUUUGGCCACAUUUGAAAAUCUCAAAGUCAACAUCAAUAGAGCCCAAAGAAAUUGGUUAAAUGCCAUCAGGAAAGCGAGACAUAUGGAUGACCCCUGGGAGAAGUUUCACUUGGACGAAUAUCCAGUGGAAGUUUGUUUCAGGCAUCGUUACAAUGCUCUCAGAAAAGCGUGGUUGACGGAUGAAGUCAAAGUGAAGAUGGAGAAGAAGCCUUUCAACAGAGGUGCAAUGAGAGAGUGCUUCAGGCUUAAGAAGUUGUCAAGCUAUGUGGGUGCGGAAAGUUGGAACCACACUCACAACUUUGUCGCGAAACGUUACAUGGAAGCAGUGGAACGGGACGUCUAUUUCCAGGACGUGAAGCUGCAAAUGGACGCCAAAUUGUGGGGGGAAGAGUACAGCCGACACAAUCCACCCAAAAAGGUGGACAUAUUCCAGAUGUACAUUCUUGAGUUCAAGAACCGACCAGAUUCACCGCUGUACCAUUGCGAGCAUCUGAUCGAGGGCAACUAUAUCAAGUAUAACUCAAACUCAGGAUUUGUGGACGCUAAGCUGAGAAAUACACCACAGGCUUUUAGUCACUUCACGUUUGAGCGGUCCGGCCACCAGAUGAUCGUGGUAGACAUUCAGGGCGUGGGCGAUCUCUACACUGACCCCCAACUCCACACAAUUGAUGGAAAAGAUUACGGUGACGGGAAUCUUGGCGCGAAAGGCAUGGCGUUGUUCUUCUACAGUCAUGUUUGCAAUGAUAUCUGUCAUAGCUUGGGCUUGACACAGUUCGAUAUCUCCGAGAACGAGACAAAGAUGCAGAAUGACAAUGAAAAGAUGGCGGCCAUGGUAGCGGCUUGCACAAUGGCGCGGGGAAAUGAAGAACUUUGUCAAACCCCAUCUCCGGGAGAAAGUAUCGAUAUCACCUUGGUGUUAAAACGUCAACGAUCCACGUCACAGAGUGAUUCUGGAUUUGACGGGAUGUUAACUCCCUUGGAUGAGGAGCCAAUGUCACUGGAGACCGGGUCACCGAUCCGCAGUCCAGCCUAUCAGAGAAUGCGAGUGCGCUACUGUAGCGAGUCAGAGAGCUCAAUUACUUCAACGCAGGGUGAGAGGCGAGAUUCAUUGCUGCAUCAAAGGGAGGAGGACAUCCGAAACUUCCAACUGCAGAUACAACAGAGGCACCGACCCUCAUGCGUCGCUCUGGAGAAGGACCUGCGUAAGGCUAACUUCACCAGCAAAUUCAAUGAUUCGGCACUUGGGAAGAUUCACCACGAGAUGGCAAAGUAUCACGAGGUCGGUCGAUUCUGUGACAAGAAAGAUGCUGACAUUGACUGGGACUCAGCUCUCUUCCACGAGAUUCACGCUGCUGAGCUCGGGGAGCUAGAGGCCAUCCUGACAAUGGCAAAACUCUACCUCGGCAUGGAGAGGGACGUUCUCAUCAACUGUGUUGUUGCGGAAGAUGAGGACAACGUAGAGCUUGGUUUUGACUACAUGGUGCAAGCAGCUGACGCUGGAGAUCGGGGAGCCAUGAUCUAUGUUGCUAAGGCGUUUGCGACUGGCCUGAACCUUGGAAAGAGAAGGGAGAUGUCGUGGGAAGAUGCUAUCCACUGGUAUGACGAGGCCUUGACCUCAAUGAAUGACAAUGAUGAGGGUGGAGAGUACGAUUCCACCAUGUACGACCCUCCGUUCACAAUUAUGGCGAACAUGGCGGAAAUGUACUUGGCAGGCGGACAUGGGCUCGAGAAAUCGCCUGAACGUGCAGCGGAGAUGUACAACCAGGCAGCCGAGUCAGCUAUGGAAGGGAUGAAAGGACGCCUGGCCAGCAAGUAUUACGCCCUCGCUGAGGAGGCAGGUGCCCUGUGUGAGGCAGAGGAAGAGUAGCGAGGUGAAGUGUAGUGAAAUGAAGUGUAGCGAGGUGAAGUGUAACGAGGUCAAGAGUAGUUUGAAGGAGAGUAGCGAGAAGGGGUCUGGUGCUGUCACCUGUAUUCUGAUCAUCGACUUUCAAAACCUAUCCUAUGUCAACAACAUAUGUCCGAUAAUCUGGAGAAGGCUUAUCAUUACACAUCCUGAACAAACUUUAUUGUCUUGUACAUAAAGAUAACUGGUGCCCAUUGUGUCUUCAUUGAAAACAACUGUCCUGUCUUCUGAACAAAGACUUUAGGAAGAGUUGUGAGAUAGAAUCACAUACCUGUUCAUGACUUUGGAACAAUAAUUGAUGUAAGGAGGUAGCAGGGAGCCCAUGUGACUUAGUUGUAGAAGUGGUAGUAGAGACAAUGAAUGUAUGUGUUGAAAAGGAUUACAUUCUGGUUGAGGGGUCACAUGUCUCAUUUGUGGAAUGAUUUGAACAUGUUUGUGUAUCUCUACGAAUGGUCAGAUUGUGACAACUGUAACGUCUGCGAGUUAACUAUACAUAUGCCAAGAAUAAAAUGUCUCGUUGGACAUUACCUGUAACCGUGUACUCAAGACUUAGUCAAUGUUUGAUGAAACUCCUCGGAUCGGAAACUAAGGUCAACAACUGGCAAGACUUAGUUUGAAUUAAUUUCAGACUCACAAUUAAUUUCAGACUCACAAUUAAUUUGAGACUCAACCAACUUGGGAAUUUCUUUGACGACUAUGACAGAUUUAUAGAGAAUUUGACACCAAAUUAAUCAUCUGUUUGUCAAAACCCACAUUUUUUGUGGGAUACCAAUCGGAUAGAGUAUAUAACACGAAUAUAAUGAUCAGAUUGUCAAAACCUCCAUUUUUUGUGGGACAACAAUUGUUUAAACAUUUAACCCAUUUCAACCAAACAUAAUCAUGUAUAUCUAUAUGUUGGACGUUCUAAAAAAAGAAAGAAUGGCAAAUCAUACAUACAGAGGAUCAGUGCUAGAUACAGUUAGGUGCAAGUCAAUGUUUAUUAGCUAUUACAAGCUUAUAUACGCAGAAAUAAAUCUGUAUAUAUCAUAUACCCAAGACGUUUCAACUGUGGUGACAACUAGUGAAACCAUUUACUGACUUCGAGACAGUGUUAUGGUUGCUAUUGGCUGUUUCCACAGAGAAUUGACGAAUGCUGUAGUUUGCUGUUGUAUUUAUAACUCAAAUAGUUUUGUAGUCUUUGAUUGCUAUCUUACUUCAUACGAAAUAGAUAGUGGUUUAAGGUAAUCAGAUAUUGUGUUUCUUAAAUUGUGUUUGAAGUUUUUUUUGUAAAUAUUUCUUUGUAUUGUGUAUUACUAUGUACCGUAAUCUUCGUGUGGGUUUUUAAAUGAUUUGUGAUAUGGAUUGUUUAAAGCAUUACUUUUUUGUGUUCAGUUAAAGUUCAUAUUAUUUUUGGGCGGCAAAAACUGUUAAAAAUAAAAAUUGAUUGGAUUUGGCCUUCCCCAUUUAUUGAUAUUUUUCUUCAAACAUUUUUGCUCAGUUUAAACCACUAGUCGAAUUGUUGAAGUACCAGAGAUCUCUAUAAAUGAUCGAACUGGAUAAUACUACUUAAAUGGCAAAACAUUAUUAACAGGAAAAUCAUGAAUAGAGUGAUUAUUAGUAAUUUGUGUUUUUACUUGAAAAUAUUUGUCCGUUUUAUAAUCCUUGUGUGACAAAAAAUGAUUUUGUGAUAAUGUUUUAAUUGUUCAAGGUGAAAUUCAUUAUCAUGUUUGUAAAUACUCAUUUUUGCUUGAGCUUGAUAGUAAUUUCAGGUUCUUUAUGUUGAUGCAUUGAUUCCAUAUUAAUUUAUUUUUUUUGAUGGAUUUCAAUUUCAAUGUGGUAAGCUUUGUACAUUCCGCAAUUUUGCUCAUUAAUUUCAUCAUCUCUUUCCCAUCAUUGUUUAAGACGAAAACAAAAUGCAUUUAACAGAUAUUUUUUUCUUUCAACAUUUCUUUUCUAAAUGCGACAAAUGGUUUUUAACCAUACUUAACUUGUCUAAGGCUUUUGUCUAAGGUUUACUGUUUUAAUGGGAAUUUAGUGGAUUAUGAAGUCAAUUAUCAGUACUAAUUUACAAAAACAAAAUCAAAAUUGUUAUGAAAUUUGAUUCAACUUCUUGAUAUUAGAUAAAUGAAAUUUGAUUCAACUUCUGAAGUUUGAUUCGACUUCUGAUACUAGAUAAUGAAAUAAGAGACAACUUCUAAAAAUAGGUUAAUAAAAUAUGAUAUGAAUUCUGACAAAGGGUUAUUUUUUUCUAACUGGAUCGUGGCUUAUUUUAAGUUUAUAAUGCUUUUCGUGUAAAUGUAUAAGCUUACCAUUUCUAGGUCGUUUUGGUGUAACCAAAUGUUUGUCUUGUAUAUAUUUUCAAAGAACAGAAUCAUUGCUGGAUACUAUAGGGCAUCUCAUGUACAGUAUCUGUAUGGAUGUAGUGUGGUGGUUGUGUGGUGGUUGUAUGCAGGUUGUGUGGUUGUGUGUUACAUUAUAAACUACAUGACUCUUUAAACAAACAGCUAUGUAAAUAUUUGCUUCAAUGGUCUCAUAUUUUAUAUAUUUUUGUAGAUUAUUAUAAACCCUGGUAACAUGGUAUGUCCCAUUUUUUCUAUUUUAUUAUAUACAUGUAUGUAGAGGUGUUUUUGUUUCUCAAAACCUUGUUGAAAAAACGCAUUUGCAAAUGACUUUUUUCCUUUAAAUUUUAUUGUGUAAUCUCUUUGUUAUAGUUUUUCAUUAUUCUUUUUACUAUUUACUGUUAUGCACUUCUUUAUGCAAUAAAAAAUGAGCUUCUAUAUGUAACCAUUAUUCAAUUUUUUAUUGAUCUGCUGAAUAAUUAAAUGGAUUUUCCUCACUAGGUGCUGUUUUGUAGUAUUUUUGUACUUAAAGUUGUUAAACUCUGUUCACACAAGGAAUGUGGAUGGUCCGUUAUGUAACCAGAAUCGUGACAUUUGUUGAUUAAAACAAUUGAAAAAUUAUUUAUGAAAAUUAAAUAUGAAAAUUUCAUGAUAUUAAAAUAAAAACAAGUUAUUAGGUAUUCUGUGGUUUUCUAAGAUUUUUUUCCAUUCUUUAUUAUUAUCAGCUCACCUGAGGAUUGAUACUUAUGCUGAUAUUUUUGACCUGUUGUAUAUUGUGCAAAAUGUCCAAGACAACUAACCUACAGUACUGUUAUUGGCUAAUUCAUGCUGUUUUUAUAUGGGAGACCAAGUAACUUACAUUGUAGUUAUUACAACCAUUUUCAUUGACUUUGUAUCAAGCUCUGGUAAGCAGUUUCAAAUAUAUAUUAAACAAAUACAUUCAAAAUGAAAGAAAUCAUUUCAACAAAACAACCAACAAACUGACCCACUGUAAGCAGGUUUCAGGUAGUAGUUUUUCAUUAGUAACAAUGAAACCCCUUAUUUAGAUGUCUUGGUUAUAACUGUCUUGCAGCAUAUGAGAUAGGAAUUGUUAAUUCGUAUAUUUUUCUAUGUCUCCCUAAACUUAAAUUUUUGAGUGUAUAAUUUCUCCGUCUUCUUUCUGUCCUAAGUAUCUCAGGUGAACAACUUUGGGUUGGGUUAAAUAUUUUUGUACUUUGCAUAAUGAUUUUCUUGUUGUAUACUCAGAACAUAUAUAAUAUGAUGUUUGUGCAUUAUUUUAUAUUCUUCUUUGUUAUGUUUUUAGAGCUAGCUAUUCUAUUAUUAACUAAGAUGGUUGAUGAUAAGUUUGUUUUCAACGAGGAAAGUAGGUCUUGGAUUAAGAAGGCUUCCUUGUUUUGCACAUAGGUCUUUCAUGUAGCGUAAGAAAGCUUCCUUGAUUGCAUAGACUUCUUUUGCAGGAUUUUUGAGUUGUCCUUACAGUAGUUGAAGGCUUGUUUUUAUAUGGAUUAUGUUUUUUUCAACUAACCUUGCCCUGUGUUUUGGCACACCAUGUUAGCAGUGGCUAUCAUGUACCAUUCGGUGGUAUGUGUUUGGUUUGUAAAUUGUAUUAAUAUUGAUAUUGAAAUGUUAAAAUACUGGUAAAGCUUUCGACAUUUUAUAUAUAAGAGGAAAAACUCUUGGUACAUAGAGUUAGUGCUCUUGAAAUUGUGAACUGAGAUUUUUAGCUCUGUAUGCUGUGACUUCUACGUCUCUUGAAAUUCAAAGUUAUUGCCCUUGGUACAGAAAAGACUUUUGGGAGUUACCGCCCUUGAUAUCUUUAACAGGCAUUGUACUGUUCAUGUUUCUUGUGUUGAAAUAUGUUAUGCUUGAUUCUGAAUAAAAGUCGAAAAAUUA